GUGGAAAAUCGUAAGUAUCUAAUUUAUAAAUUUUAUUUAGUAUACAUGUUUCCAUGUUUCCAUGUUUAUAAUUAACACUUAUUCAAAUUGUUGUUUAGUUUCUCUCCGAGUAGGCCAGCUGCACAGUGUGUAAAACAUGUGAUUCAACAAAUGUAUAAAAAAGCUUGGAAGUCAUUCAAAGAACUUUCCAAGGAUGAGAAAGAUGAAUGGUUUGAUAAAUUUAAGGAAAAGUGUACGUGGAAUGUAAUGGAUGAAUAUAUGAUUAGAAAAAAUUAUCGGGGAAGAACAUCUGUCCGACUUUCUGACAUGCUUAGGCGUGUCAGACUUGAUUGGGAAGAACGAAAUAUUCGUCCCAACUGGAUAGGCAAGGAAGUAUUUGACGAACUUCUUGCCUAUUGGGCUACCGAUAAUUUUAAAGCUAAAUCUCAAAAAGCAAAAGACAUGAGAGCAUCCGAAAGGGGGGGUUGCCUUAAUGCUACAGGAAGUAUAAGCAUUGGAGAACAUGCAAAACGGAUGACUAAGGCACAAGGAAGACCCCCCCGACUUAAUGAGUUGUUUGUGAAGACCCGUACAAAAAAAUCGGGGGAUUUGGUUGAUGAUCGGUCGAGAAGAACUAUAGUAAGUUGUUUCUAUUUUAUUUUUUUUUGUUAAAAUUCUAUCAAUUUUGUGGCGUGAAUUUCACGUGGUAAUAAUGUUUGUGGCAUGAAUUUCAUGUGGCAACAAUAUAUGUGGGAUUCUUUUCAUGUCACAACUGUAUCUAAUUAUUUUAUUUGUUGUAUGUGUAGGAGGAG
Lathyrus oleraceus (garden pea) is the source of this 791-nucleotide messenger RNA. RefSeq lists its product as uncharacterized. The transcript has 3 exons. The coding region runs from base 151 to 651 and encodes 166 amino acids. Lineage: Eukaryota; Viridiplantae; Streptophyta; Magnoliopsida; Fabales; Fabaceae. The record is from RefSeq and is a predicted model, not a curated record.